Eriocheir sinensis (Chinese mitten crab) is the source of this 2132-nucleotide messenger RNA. RefSeq lists its product as uncharacterized. Gene Ontology annotation, cellular component: extracellular region. The record is from RefSeq and is a predicted model, not a curated record. Bases 600 to 1271 code for a protein of 223 amino acids. Gene Ontology annotation, biological process: lipid catabolic process; phospholipid metabolic process; arachidonate secretion. NCBI's taxonomy places the organism in Eukaryota, Metazoa, Arthropoda, Malacostraca, Decapoda, Varunidae. Gene Ontology annotation, molecular function: calcium ion binding; A2-type glycerophospholipase activity. The transcript has 5 exons.
GAGGAAUGUCGCUCUUGGCAGCCCUCACCGCCUGGCUGCGUGGUGCGGGUGCCGCCUUUUAGCAGGUCUCGCGGAAACGUUGGUCAGUGAGGGCGGGAUGGCGGCAGCCACUUAACUUGCUACUUCCGUCCCUGUUACCACCGCGACUGUUAUACUUACCUGUUACUGUUACCGUUGAAGGGGCCCAGUUGCGUCAUAUUUGUGGAGGAUAUACGCCGUGAUGGGGAAGACUUUAUAAACAAUUUUGAGAGACAGAAAAGAGAAAGAAAGGAAUGAAAGAGUGAAAAGAAAUAUAGAAAAAGGAAAUAAUGAAAGAAAUGGACAUAAUUAAAUCAGAAAAGUAUAGAAGAACCAAUUAAAUAAGCGGACAAGAAAGAUAAAAAGAAGAAAAAGACGAAACAACACCAAGAAAUAAAUAAAAAAACACUCAAUAUAUGAAUCAAAACAAAACAAGUGGAGAAGAUAAACAAUAAGCAAACAACGACGGAAAAGGACACAAGGUAAAAUAGACGAAAAAAAGACAUAAACAAAACGAGGAAAGAGAUAGAAAAUAAAAGGAAAAAGAAGAACAGAAAACCAUUAGUAUCUUCACAGCGACGAUGAAUCCGCGGUCCCUUUUCGUGUUCCUCUUGACGCUGACGGUGACUUCGGCGGACAAUGUGGAGCUCUUCUGGAACCUCUACGAUGCCGUGGUGUCCGGGGGCCGAAUCCUGCACGACGUGGCCAAUGGGGUGGGCGCCGUGUCCAAGGCAAUCCAGGCCAUAGACACCUUUUUGGACGCCUCCGCAGCGCAACAGGUGGCCGAGCUGUUACCCCCCAAAGAAGAGAGCAACAGCAACCAGGCGGCGACGAUUGAGGAGACAACGCCCGCCACAGCAUCCUCCGCCGACGCCGCCACCCCCGCCGCCGACGAGGUACCAAUUCCCAGCAGCUUCAACGGGUGUGGCGCGCUGGGGCUGCACAUACGGGAUGACACACUACCUAUAAGCACCAUGACGGACUGCUGCGGCGUCCACGACACCUGCUACGCCGCCUCCUGCAGGGCCAACAAGAAGGAGUGUGACGGGAAGCUUCGGACGUGCUUAUUCUCGGCGUGUGAUGGUCGGCCGGCGGACAAGAUGCUGCAGAAGAGCUGUCGAGGCGCCGCUAAACUUCUGUUCUCUGGCACGAUGGCGCUCUCUUUCCAGCAGUAUAACGGAGCGCAGGACAAACUCGGCUGCAUAAGACCGCCGCCGCCGCAGAAGUUCCUAAAAGGCGGGAAGAAAGGGUGAGAAAGAUUACCAGGAAACCCAACGCUGGAACAUUGAUCUCAUCUUUCCACCCCAAUGUUUACUUUUCCGUCGAGAGAUCCCGUUGUGUGAAUCUCUCGGCAACAGGCAGGGAACUAAAUAAGGGCCAAAAUAUGAAACAUUUCGUCGCUCAAGCAUACUCACUUUUGACAUGGCUUUCCUGGGAGUUAUGAGCCUUUCUGUGGGUAGUUUUACGACCCUGGUAGGAGACAAGGCUUCUGUACCAUGGGCUCUAGAAAACACUCCUUAGAAUCCAUUUUAUCCCUUUUUUUGGCCUUUAUAAGUAAUUGAUGUGAGAGUCGGUAGCGUUUAAGAAUACCGAUCUAACCUUCCCCUGAGACUUGGUGUAAAAUAUUCUUACUUUAAUCCAUUAUGACCUUUUGUAAACAGCUUGACCUGACCUGAACCAUCUUACCUGGUUUGCCUUCCCUCCGACAUGCCUCCAGGUGACCUCCCUUCCAAACCUUGACCCUGUAAACUUUCCAGGUCAACAGAACCCUUCUCCCUGGCAAGUCCCUCUCGUCAUUCAUCUUUACUCCGAACCCAUUGUUACUUAAGUUCGAUGGCCAUUUACGAAGUUGAGAGAAAAUAACAACCCUUCUUUUUAUCUUCUUUCUUUUUUUAAUUAAUGAAAUGUGAUUGCCUAUUCAUGGCGUUUCCAGUAUUGUGUUGUCCUUUUCCAUUUUUCUUCAGCGUAUUGUCAUAUAAGAUAAAACGUGGGCUCGCGCGCUUCCCCGGGAAUUUGUGGUAUUGUCGAAAUUGUCCAUAAACUCGGACGGUUUGUAUCACACUUUCGUUUUAUAUGAUGCGCAUUUCCUUUCAAUAAAUGUGGAUGAAAUUGAA